Staurois parvus is the source of this 412-nucleotide messenger RNA. The record is from the annotation of a GenBank genome assembly. NCBI's taxonomy places the organism in Eukaryota, Metazoa, Chordata, Amphibia, Anura, Ranidae.
GGGGGGGGGGGGGGGGGGUAGAGGACACUGUAUGGAGGCCAGUGGAGGGAUUGGCAGAGAGGGAUGGAGGACACUGAAUGGUGGCCAGUUAAGGGAUUGGCGGGGGGGUGGAGGGCACACUGAAUGGAGGCCAGUGGAGGGAUUGGCAGAAAGGGGUGGAGGACACUGACUGGAGGCCAGUGGAGGGAUUGGCAGAGAGGGGUGGAGGACACUGAAUGGAGGCCAGUGGAGGGAUUGGCAGAGAGGGAUGGCAGAUAUGGAAUGAUUGAACGAUUAGUAAGAGGGAGUUGCAGUAGUCAAGGCGGGAGAUAACCAGGGAGUGAGUUAGAAGCUUUGUGAUGUCAUUGGUUAGGACGGGUUGUAUCUUGGAGACAUUGCAGGGGUUCCUCUGCACCACCUCCAUUCUAGGAAU